Arabidopsis lyrata subsp. lyrata is the source of this 1875-nucleotide messenger RNA. Its product is annotated as zinc finger protein ZPR1. Lineage: Eukaryota; Viridiplantae; Streptophyta; Magnoliopsida; Brassicales; Brassicaceae. Gene Ontology annotation, molecular function: zinc ion binding. The transcript has 17 exons. Gene Ontology annotation, cellular component: nucleus; cytoplasm. The record is from RefSeq and is a predicted model, not a curated record. The coding region runs from base 257 to 1741 and encodes 494 amino acids.
UUUCCAACUGAAACGACGUCGUAGACAAAAAGAAAAAGAAACGAACGAACCCUAAAUCUCGAGGAAGCAGAGCCGAGAUUGAUUCCCUCUCUUCGUUUUCUACUUUCUUGCUCCUCUGCUCGUUUUUCUCCCGGCGACGUGACCUCUCUGUCUCUGUUCUGUUCUGUUCCGUGUCUACUAGAGGUCUGCAUCUUCUGGGAAUCACUGACUUUGCACUUAAUCGGAAUUUUCGGGAUUGUUUGGAGAAACUUUGGAGAUGAUGGACAACGGAAAUGAUCAACAAAUUGAUGUUAGAUCAGUGGUUGAAGCUGUUUCCGCCGAUCUUUCCUUCGGUGCUCCCCUCUAUGUGGUUGAAAGCAUGUGCAUGCGCUGCGAAGAAAAUGGAACAACCAGAUUUCUAUUGACCUUAAUUCCUCACUUCAGAAAGGUCUUAAUAUCUGCAUUUGAAUGUCCACAUUGCGGAGAAAGGAAUAAUGAAGUUCAAUUUGCGGGCGAGAUUCAACCCCGAGGAUGCUGUUACAAUCUAGAUGUUCUAGCUGGUGAUGUGAAGAUAUUUGACCGACAAGUUGUGAAAUCUGAAUCAGCCACUAUUAAGAUUCCUGAACUGGAUUUUGAGAUUCCACCAGAGGCCCAACGUGGAAGUUUGUCUACUGUGGAAGGGAUAUUAGCACGGGCUGCCGAUGAACUGAGUGCCCUUCAAGAAGAACGCAAGAAAGUUGAUCCUAAAACUGCUGAAGCAAUAGACCAAUUCUUGUCCAAACUGAGAGCUUGUGCUAAAGCAGAGAUAUCCUUCACCUUCAUUUUGGAUGAUCCUGCUGGAAACAGUUUCAUUGAAAACCCACAUGCUCCAUCACCAGAUCCCUCUUUAACCAUCAAAUUCUAUGAGCGGACACCAGAGCAACAAGCAACACUUGGGUAUGUUGCUAACCCAUCUCAGGCUGGACAAUCAGAAGGAAGCCUUGGCGCACCUUCUGCUAAAACAGCUUAUGUACCUAAUGGAACAAUCGGAGCAACUGCUGGUCAUCGUGCGAUUGCUCAGAGUAAUAGCACUGAUAUUUCCGACAACUUGUUCAGAUACUCUGCGCCUGAAGAGGUGAUGACUUUCCCUUCAACUUGCGGAGCAUGUACGGAGCCGUGUGAGACACGGAUGUUCGUGACUAAAAUCCCGUACUUUCAGGAAGUUAUUGUCAUGGCAUCUACAUGUGACAGUUGUGGCUAUCGUAAUUCUGAGUUGAAGCCUGGUGGUGCAAUUCCUGAGAAGGGAAAGAAAAUUACUCUCUCUGUGAGGAACAUUACUGACCUUAGCCGAGAUGUUAUCAAGUCGGACACUGCAGGAGUGAUAAUCCCAGAACUUGAUCUGGAGCUAGCUGGUGGUACACUUGGUGGAAUGGUAACAACAGUGGAAGGGUUGGUCACACAGAUCAGAGAAAGCCUAGCGAGAGUUCACGGAUUCACUUUUGGUGAUAGUCUGGAGGAGAGUAAGAAGAACAAGUGGAGAGAAUUUGGAGCCAGGCUCACUAAGCUCCUAAGCUUAGAAAAGCCAUGGACUUUGAUUCUUGACGACGAGUUAGCAAAUUCCUUUAUUGCACCGGUAACUGAUGAUAUCAAAGAUGAUCAUCAGCUCACAUAUGAAGAGUACGAGAGGUCAUGGGAUCAAAACGAGGAGCUGGGUCUCAACGACAUAGACACUUCUUCAGCCGAUGCUGCUUAUGAAUCCACAGAGACAACUAAAUUACCUUAAAAGUUGUCUGCAUAAUUUAAUUAAUUUUUGUUGGUGAUGAUCAGACUGAUGGAUCCGUAUGUUGUAUUGUAACAAUCAGAGAAUCAACGAACAAAACUGCUUUAUCUUUUUUCAUAAAAAAAAAAACAUCAAAA